AUGAAAUCCAGUGAAGGAAUGUACAGCGUGAUCGUUGAGGAAAAGAGAUCAGUGCAGGAGACAGAAGGCGGUGUUUCCCAUUAUAUCCCCGUUCAUGUGAUUUUCAAUUGGGACUGGACGGUGGAAACCAUGCUAGAGCACAUUUCUGCUAGGACGAUCAGCGGCAAAGACCACGAGCCAUUGAAGCAAAUCGAAGAAGGAAGCCAUUUUCAAGUGCUCCUCGACAUCGAAGGAUGCUUCCAGUUGACAGUGAAUGGACACGACGAAUAUUCUGUCGCAGGAGGUAAAUUCAGAUUCGCAUGCCACAUACAUGCUUCAAACUUCGAAUCGAGGAUCAUUUGCGAUACAGGAACCAUCGAGACAAGCCAGGUUUCGGGGAUGAGCAGACUAUUACAAUGCCUGAUGCAAAGACUGAGCUCGGAAGAAUUCAGUUUGUCAAAGCUGAGAGAUAUCACAGUCUUCAAGCUAGGUGAAGGAGAGGAUGAGUUUGCGCAAGGAGAGUGUGAUCCAACGGUGAGCGACGCAGACCUCAACCAGAUUUGGCAGUGGAACUCGACUGUGUUCCCAAGCAUCGACCGAUGUAUGCAUGACGUGAUCAUGGAGGUUGCUCGCAGACAGCCCGAGGCCAUCGCUGUUGAAGCUUGGGACGGCAAAAUGACCUAUGGGAUGUUGGAUCAUCUGUCAACAUCCAUUGCCAGUGAACUGAUUGAACUUGGUGUCCGGAGAAACGAUAUCAUCCCUCUUUGCUUUGAAAAGUCCAUGUGGGUUGUGCUCGCCUUGUUUGGCGUGUUGAAGGCAGGAGGCGCCGCGCUUCUGCUAGAAUCGUCGCUGCCCGAGUCCCGUGCCCAGGCAAUCCUUGACCAAGUAAAGGCUCCACUGAUCCUUUGUUCUCGUGCUCAAGAAGGAUUAUGUUCCAUAUGGUUUCCCAGCCCGGUAGUUAUAAGUGCAGACUCGGAACUCCUGGGAGCUGGCCAUGAGGACUGGGUCCCUCGCAUUUUUCCCACCCUUCCCGCCGUUUCUCCCUCCGAUUUAUUAUAUGUUGUGUUUACUAGUGGAAGCACUGGGACCCCAAAGGGGUGUCUCAUCGAGCAUCGGCAUUUCAGCAGCGCAGUGGUGCAUCAGAGAACGACCCUUCGGAUGAAUAGCACCUCGCGUGUCUAUGACUUUUCAUCGCAUUCAUUUGAUGUAGUCUGGUGGAGUAUUUUUCAGACAUUAUCAUCCGGGGCUACCCUAUGCAUUCCCAGUGACGACGAAAAAAAAAGUGAAUUAACCGAGAGUCUGCAUCGCUUCGGGACAACAGAUGUAUUCUUGACGCCGUCGGUCGCUCGCAUAGUGGACGUUUCACGGGUUCCCACCUUGAGAAAUAUCUAUCUCGGGGGGGAUGCAGUUACGAGCGAGGACCUAGGCCGCUGGAGGCCCGGCGCCAAUGCAUCUAAUAUGUACGGGCCCGCCGAGGCCACACCAGCCACCAUCUAUAUCCGAAACCGAGACUCGAUACACACUCGACCCUGCAUCGGCAAGGCUGUUGGUGUUUCAAGCUGGAUCGUGGAUCCGGCAUCCCCCGAGGACCGGCUGGCGCCUGUGGGUACCAUUGGUGAGCUUUACUUGGAGGGACCUCUUGUUGGCCGAGGUUAUCUCGGUGACGAGCUCAAGACAGCCGCUUCUUUUAUACAAGAUCCUGCCUGGCUACUGGCAGGAGCACCUGAUGGCACGGUCCCUGGAAGAUCCGGUAGACUUUACAAAACUGGGGAUAUGGUCCAGUAUGAUCCCGCUGAUGGAACCCUGCUUUUCAUCGGAAGAAAAGACACGCAAGUCAAAUUGCGAGGACAGCGCAUCGAGCUUUCAGAGGUAGAAUCACAUUGCCGACAAUAUAUGGCGGAUAUGAUCCCAUCCGCGAUGGUGCCAGAGUUGGUGGCCGAAGUCAUCGUUCCCAAGUGUACGGCACAACCAGUCCUCGUGCUAUUUAUUCAGGGAAGUCAGGAUAUGGCAAAAACCUUGCAGGUGACUUUGGAGCCCGCGUUGCGAAGCCGACUGCCUUCAUAUAUGAUCCCUGGUGCCUUCAUAUCACUACCUACCUUAACUUUAACGGUCAACGGCAAAAUGGAUCGGAGGCACCUGCGCGAGAUCGGUAGUAAUCUUUCCCUGGAACAGUUAACAGGAUUUACUGCCUCAAAGACUGGCCAGGCCCCUCGCACAAUCUCGGAAAGAUUUCUUCAGAGGUUGUGGACGACGAUUUUGGGUGUCCCAGCUGGCCGUAUCGGCACAGAGAGCAGUUUCCUGCGUCUCGGUGGAGAUUCCAUUUCUGCUAUGCGACUGGCCGCAUUGGCUCGCGAGCAGGGAUCUAUUUUGACAGUCCAGGAUAUAUUUUCUUCGCCUACGCUGUCAGGAAUGGCAAGCAUUAUGACCAACGCGGAAUCUGGAGACGUUAUACACAGUUACGAUGUGAUCCCUUUUUCGCUCUUAAAAGGCCUGUCGCCCAUUGAUUCAAUCAUCAGCGAUAUAUCUAAGCAAUGUGACAUCGACGUCUCUCAGAUCAGCGACGUAUUUCCCUGUACGAGUGUGCAGAAGUCCCUCCUGUCCCUGACUGCAAUGCAAGACAACUCAUAUGUAGCUCGAUUUAUACUCCCUCUCAGAAAUGAUGUUGAUUUCGAAUGCCUGUUUCGAGCCUGGGAAGAAGUUAGCCGGACGGUUGCCCCAAUUCUUUCCUGUCGCAUCGUCAACAUCCCAGCCGAAGGGCUUCUUCAGGUACUUGUGAACGAGCCCCUGCAAUGGGAGAUGAGUGACGAUUUGGAAGCGUAUCUUGAGCAGGACUUGAGAAAAUAUAUGGGCCUGUCAACACCUCUCACGCGGCUCGCACUAAUUGAAAAUACCGGGACCGGGUGCCACUACUGUGUCCUCACCCAACAUCAUGCCACACAUGACGGCUACUCAAUGAACUUGCUUCUCGAGGAGGUAUCAAAGGUAUAUGCUGGAAAAGUCAAGCAGAAACCGGUGGUCCCUUUUCAGGCGUUUAUUAAACAUAUAAUGAAGACCGAUCGAGAGGAAGCAAAGGGUUUCUGGCGCCAGCAAUUCUCCGAAUCCGAAGCAAUUUCAUUCCCAGCAUUGCCCCAUCCGAAUUACAAGCCUCGCGCUGAUUGUGUAGUGGAGUGCGAUCUUGCUGACUUUCAAUGGCCAAAUCUAGACGCCACUCCCUCUACCAUUCUUCGAACUGCCUGGGCGAUCCUUACUGCGCGCUAUACAGACACAGAUGAUGUUGUGUUCGGAGCUAUAGUUACAGGACGACAAAUGUCCUUGCCGGGAGUCGAAAGCAUAAUUGCACCUUUGAUCAACGCGGUGCCGGUCCGAGUCAAAUUCGAUUCUAAACAGAGUGUUGAGCGGCUGCUUCAAGAUGUGCAGAAACAAUCUAUUGAUAUGAUUGCGUACGAACAGACAGAGCUUCUGGACAUCCGUCGGAUCGAUGCAAAUACCGAUCGUGGGAGCCGUUUCAACACUCUUCUCGUCGUCCAACCCUCGGAUUAUGACCAUGUACUCGACACACACAACGGACCAUUUGAAAUGCAAACGGGUAUGGCGACAACAAACAGGGCUCUUGUGGAAUCGAACCCAAAUGCCGUCAUGAUUAUCUGCCAAUUGACUAAGGCUGGCAGUCUCCGCUUGAAGGUCACCUUCGAUUCCAAGAUCGUGGAUUCGGAACAGAUGGAGCGUAUUACAGGACAGUUUGAACAUGUUGUGCGCCAGAUCUGCACGCUUCAAACUCAGUCGGUUGAUGCCGUUGAGACCAUCUCUCCACGCGAAAUCGACGAGCUUUGGGGUUGGAAUUCGCCUCUGCCUAGUGCCGUACCUGAGUGCGUCCACGACCUGAUUGGUAAAACCAUCAAACGACAGCCUCAGGCCCCAGCAGUAUGCUCCUGGGAUGGCAAUUUGACAUAUGCCGAACUGGACAACUUGUCUACCUAUCUCGCCUCCCUGCUGAUUGCUCGGGAAGUGGGGUCUGGGGCCAUAAUUCCUCUCUGUUUCGAAAAAUCCAUGUGGCACCCCGUCGCCGCCCUGGCAGUGAUGAAGUCUGGAGCGGCCUGUGUCUCGAUGGACGUGACCCAACCUGAAUCACGUCUACGGUCGAUUGUCAACCAGGUCAGCCCCUUGGUUGUUCUAGCCUCAGCCAUCAACGCAGAGCUGGCAGCCCACCUGAGUGACGCGGAUGUGAUGGUGAUAGACCGCGAUCAUCUUUCAGGCUGGUCCCAAAGCCUCCAAUUAGCCCCUUUGCCCCAGGUUCAUCCCACCGAUGUCCUAUAUGUUGUCUUCACUAGCGGUUCCACAGGCACUCCUAAAGGUGUGUUGACACAACAUCAAAACUUUUCCUCAGCCUCCAUUCACCAAGAGGACAUACUUCAUAUUCGAGGAACAUCGCGAGUUUUUGAUUUCGUCUCAUACAGUUUCGAUGUGUCCUGGUCCAACACCUUACACACUCUGAUCUGUGGUGGCUGUCUUUGCAUUCCUUCCGAAUGGGAGCGGCGCAACGAUAUCGAUGGUGCCUUCAACCGGAUGAAUUGCAAUUAUGCCUAUCUGACGCCGUCCGUGGCUCGAUCCGUGAGACCGUCUGCGAUUCCAAGUCUCCGUACGCUAGCGAUGGGAGGAGAGCCAAUCACACGCGCAGAGGUCUGCCGUUGGACGCAGACGGAGACCAUUGUGGGAAUAUACGGCCCGGCUGAAUGCGCUCAAGCGCUCUCCUUUACCCGACUGAACAGCGACAGCCGCAACUACCAUGUUGGCCACCCUUUUGGUGCAAAGACCUGGCUUGUACAGCCUAAUGAUCCAGAUCGGCUGGCCGGAAUCGGAACCGUCGGCGAAUUGCUCAUAGAGGGCCCUACCGUCUCCCAAGGGUACUUGGGGAAUCCUGAGAAGACUGCCGCCGCAUACAUCAAAAACCCACCGUGGCUUCUCCGGGGCGCUCGAGGGCACUUGGGUCGGCAAGGAAGACUAUAUCGAACAGGGGACCUUUUUCGGUAUAAUUCUGACGGAUCGCUGGACUUUCUGAAUCGCAAGGACGGCAUGGUCAAGCUUCGCGGUCAGCGAGUGGAACUGGCCGAGGUUGAAUAUCAUGUUCGUGCUCAUCUCCAACGCCCAGAUCUUUGGGACGAGAUAGCAGCGGAGAUUAUCACACCACAGAACGGCAAGAAUGCCAUUCUUGCCGUUUUUGUUGGCCUACGGAAUAAUAAGGAAGGAAUGAUGUCUGAGGAAAACAUCCUGACGGAUCUGGCAUGCGUCAUUCAAGGGACAGAAGAGAAGCUCUCGAAUUGUGUACCUCAAUACAUGCUUCCAGGCGCCUACAUCCCAAUCACGAAGAUCCCAACCACAACAACCAACAAAGUUGACCGGCGAGCCUUGCGAAUCUUUGGCAACACUCAUACUCUUGAGGCGCUGGCCGGAUUGCAAUCUCACGGCAAAUCUCUUCGCGCGCCAUCCACGUUCAUGGAAAAGCGCCUCCAAGAUCUUUGGGCCACUGUCCUGGGAAUCGAGGCAAGUACCAUCCAUGCAGACAGUUCUUUCUUUCGGAUCGGGGGAGAGUCCAUUGCUGCCAUGCAGUUAGUCUCAGUGGCCCGGAAAAAGAAGCUUUCGUUUACUGUCGCGGACAUUUUCACCGCUCCUCGGCUGAGUGAGCUCGCAGCCGUGAUCAAGGAUAUGACCUAG
Penicillium lagena is the source of this 5688-nucleotide messenger RNA. RefSeq names its product AMP-dependent synthetase/ligase. Gene Ontology annotation, molecular function: catalytic activity; phosphopantetheine binding. Gene Ontology annotation, biological process: secondary metabolite biosynthetic process; amino acid activation for nonribosomal peptide biosynthetic process. The transcript is spliced from 4 exons. The record is from RefSeq and is a predicted model, not a curated record. NCBI's taxonomy places the organism in Eukaryota, Fungi, Ascomycota, Eurotiomycetes, Eurotiales, Aspergillaceae. Bases 1 to 5688 code for a protein of 1895 amino acids. Gene Ontology annotation, cellular component: cytoplasm.